Magallana angulata is the source of this 2433-nucleotide messenger RNA. RefSeq names its product homeobox protein abdominal-B-like. Gene Ontology annotation, molecular function: DNA-binding transcription factor activity, RNA polymerase II-specific; RNA polymerase II cis-regulatory region sequence-specific DNA binding. Gene Ontology annotation, biological process: regulation of transcription by RNA polymerase II. The transcript is spliced from 3 exons. The record is from RefSeq and is a predicted model, not a curated record. NCBI's taxonomy places the organism in Eukaryota, Metazoa, Mollusca, Bivalvia, Ostreida, Ostreidae. The coding region runs from base 370 to 1158 and encodes 262 amino acids. Gene Ontology annotation, cellular component: nucleus.
AUUAAACCAAACAGAGAAAUCCUAGCGUAGUAAAUACCUAAUACGCCUUUAUUUUGCAUCGAAGAAUUCAUCAAGAAGCCACAGUUUCUCUCGGGGAAAGAAACGAAUUGCCAAUACACUGUCAAUUAUCUGAUUGGAGGAGAAUUAUCACGUGGUUCAAUUGACAGCUCUAUAUUUUUAUUCGUUGAAUAUGGAAUGUUGUAGGGUCAUAGGUCACUGAGUGUUGGAGCUUUGAAGACAUUGGUGUAUUUAUGAGUAUCGCUACAGUAUUAUCAUUUUACAUGUGAUAGUAACAUAAAUAUGUUUAAGUGAUAUUUUACUAUCGGAUGGCUGGAUUUUUUAUCGUUGUUCAAGUUGGAAUGACCAAACAUGGAAACCGCGGGAAAUAACAUACUAGCUCAUGGCGCCCUUCCAUUUUACCAGAACGGCCUGACCACAUCUGUGUCCAGCAUUCUCUCCUCUAGCCCCGGGGCUCAGGACAGCAUCUCCCGGACCACCUCCAUAGGGGCCCAGAACGGAUGGCCUUCUUACUCUACUGACAGCUCAAUCCCCCCUCACAACUCGUGCUCCAUGGCGUCGUACGGAAACCUCCAACUGGGACCCUCGUUCUCCGCCAUGAACGGGAAGUCGCCCUACAACACAUUCGCUAGUGCUGGAGCGGACUAUUUGAACUGUAGACAAAUGCAGUUAAAUCACAUGAACCUUAACGCUAUGCCCACCAUGCGGAACUACCCCCCUUUAUAUUCUGAUAUGUACCCGUCGGCCCAUUCGGCGGGGUACACGAACGGCAGCUUCUACCCGGAUAUCCCUCCCGGUCUCCCCACACUCCCCGGCCGAGAUAUAGACUGUCGGAGUGCUACUUCAGAGUCAUCCAACCAAGAGUCCAAAGGCAGAAAAAAGAGAAAACCGUACACGAGGUACCAAACCAUGGUGUUGGAGAACGAGUUUUUGAACAGUUCCUAUAUAACUCGUCAAAAACGAUGGGAAAUUUCAUGUAAACUUCAGUUAUCAGAGCGACAAGUAAAAGUGUGGUUCCAAAACCGUCGCAUGAAACGAAAGAAGCUUAACGAACGCGCUAAAGCGAGGUUGCGAGAUGGAGACGAAGGCAAGGACCAUCUGCUUCAGCAAGCUCACCACGCAGGCGCAGUACAGGCAUGAAAUGUGUACAAUACUAGUCGGACAAUGACACAGUUUCUUGACUACAUGUCGACGCAUGCGUUAAGGUCUCAAAGGAGAGGGGGUGUUCGAGUGGUUACAUAAUAUGUAGGAGUUCAAUGAUUCAGACGAUGGAGGACCGCCAAAGUGGAGUCCUUGAAACAGACGAUGCUUAUCGCCACCAUCAUCAGGGAUAUGCUCACUUCAGUGUGUUUUAUGAUUUCAGUAGCGAGUGUGUACAAGAAUAUCAUACAUGUGUAAAUAUUGUUCCUUGUGUCACGUGACCCAGUCGUAUGCUAGAACAUUUUUGUUUUUGGUCUUACAAGUCGAGUAUUAUCCAUACAUUUUUGUAGACUAUGUUAGUGAUAAAAGUAUUGAGUAUUGCAAAGUUACAUUUAUUAUUUACUAAUAAUGUUCGAUGCGUCAUUUGGUACAAUAUAAAUCGAUAAUUUUUUACGGAGUCGCCAUUAUAUUAUUUGAUAGAAAAACAAUAAUAUUCUCUGUAUUUUUAUUGUGUUACGUGCGAAUUUUUUUUACAUAUAAUUAUAUGUUUUCCAAAAAGAAAUUGAUAUCAAACAUUUAUAUUAUCAUUCUACCAACAGAAACAAAAACCAAAAAAGAAUUUUGAGGAAUGUCAGGACAACAUGCUACACCCAGUUAUAAAUUGUUUUCGCUUUAAAACAUCGAAGUUCAAUUCUAAAUACAGCCCGUGACAGUUACUUAACACGACCAGGCAACGUGUAGAAAGUGAAUUUUGUAAUCUAAAUAGAAAACUGCCGCGGGGAACGGUAGAAAAGAAAAUGUCGGACCUUACAUCUAUUUCCAUCCACCUUUACUUGUUACAAUAAAACAACAAUCUUAAAUAUACUUCGCACAUAACGUCUUUUUUCUUGUUUUUUAAAAUCUUUAUUUUUAAAUGAUGAAAAUUGAUAUAUCACAUCAACGGCUUCACGUAUUCUGGGAUAUAAUAUGUCUGGCAAUGUCAGAAUCCCUAAGCCUUCCAUUGUACAUUCUUCAUCUAUGUUUUUAUUUAUGACCGGUACAAGAUUGUACCCCCUCCAUCCCAGAUUCUUCCCGCCUGUCAGGGGAGAGGCUGGAUUCCCUUUUUUUGUUGUUACGUCUGUCUGAUUAAGUUAUACGUUUUACAAACGAACACACACUUAUAUAUAUCUCAUUGUCCCAGCUAGAGAAAUGCCCCAAUGUCUUCAAUGUUGGAGAGAUGAUGUGGGUAGUUUUCAAUCCAAAUGUUAUAUGGAAAAUAAAUGAAAUAUAAUGAAU